This is a messenger RNA of Pleurotus ostreatus (oyster mushroom), 2001 nucleotides long. RefSeq lists its product as uncharacterized. Lineage: Eukaryota; Fungi; Basidiomycota; Agaricomycetes; Agaricales; Pleurotaceae. The record is from RefSeq and is a predicted model, not a curated record. Bases 1 to 2001 code for a protein of 666 amino acids. Gene Ontology annotation, molecular function: phosphopantetheine binding. The transcript has 9 exons.
AUGCUGAUAUGGUCGCUCAUGCAACAGAAGGAAUGUCAUACCCAUUCACUUGCUGUUUCCAAUACCACUGCUGGCACUGGAAAAGGAUACGACUCAAAUGAUCUAGUCAUCCGUCACCCGUCCAAUCCAAAAUUGAUGAAGAUAUAUGGCAGGGCGGACGAUCAACUCAUGCAUUCCACAGGGGAAAAGACAAACCCAGUGCCUAUCGGUUGGUUCUAUGAAUACCCCCCGUUCACUGUGGGCUGGCCGACGAUCGAAGAAGCCAACAAGAUUGCGCCUUCUCACUCGAGGAUAUUUAAACAAAUGGUUCUGGUGUCUAGCCCAGCGAAACCGUUUGAAUUUACAGCUAAGGGGACGCCAAGGCGGCACAUCAUCAUUGAUGCCUAUGCUAAUGAAAUUGGCGCGGCAUACGAUCAACUUGAAGAAGCUUCGGAAGAAGACAUCCCUUUGCCCGAUUUAUCCAGUGGAGGAGACUGUUUAAGCUUCGUUCGAACGGUUGUUGCAAAGGUAAUGAGGCGAACCCCUGCAGACGAUGAUGAUAUUUUCCAGAAUGGAUGCGAUAGUUUGCAAGCUACAUGGAUCCGUAACUCUCUCUUGCGAUCACUCAGUACAGUCGACAAUGACACCAUCAAGUCCAUGCCGGUCAACUUCGUUUACCUACACCCCUCGAUUCGACGUUUGGCGAUAUACAUAACGAAUUUGACGAAUCACUCAUCCGAUUCUGAGGCUCAACGAACGGAAGACACUACAUCGGAGAUGGAAGCAAUGGUCGAAAAAUACUCCCGAGACUAUCCAGCGCAUAAUCCCUCCCCCGAGUACGGCCACGGGGAAGCCGUACUUCUUACUGGAAGUACCGGGGCCUUGGGGUCUUAUAUUCUGGAACUCCUCCUACUCGACGAUUCUGUGCGCAAGGUUUACGCGCUGAAUAGGAAGGAGAGCAGUUCUUCUAGAACAGUUAAAGACCGACAGAAGGUUGCUUUCGUGGACAGGGGAUUGAACAUCAAUUUGUUGGAAUCCCAGAAGCUGAUCUUCGUCGAAGGCGAUGCAGGAUCUAUUCACAACUUGGACGCAGAAUUGCUCAACAUUAUGCGGAAAGACAUAACUUGUAUCAUGCACAAUGCCUGGAGAGUAGAUUUCAAUGUAGCAUUGUCGUCAAUGGAGCCGUUGGUGGCCGGCACUCGUCGGCUGAUCGACUUCGCACUUCAAUCAGCCCGAGCAAUGCCUCCAAGCAUUCUCUUCGUCAGUUCCAUUGGCGUUGCUAGGAAUUAUCCACACGGAAUAGCCCCGGAGGAGGCUCUCCUUGAUCCAGCUUUUGCCAUCGGCUCGGGCUACCCUGAAUCAAAGUGGGUUGCUGAACGAGUCCUACAUAAAGCUGCAGAAAGUACCCCGCUCAAGACAACGAUCGUCCGGAUUGGGCAGAUGAGCGGGAGUUACGUUAACGGAUGCUGGAACACGCAUGAAUGGGUGCCCAGCAUCGUCAAAUCAGGGAUAACGUUAGGAUGUUUGCCGGAGUCUGACGGGGUUGUUUCGUGGAUACCGGUCGACAUCGCCGCCUCCGCGAUCAAAGAAAUGGCGCUGAUCAACCCACCCAUCACUGAAGCAUCUGCGCGAUACUUGCAUAUAGUUCACCCUUGUCCCAUUCAGUGGAAUGAUAUCAUGACGAUAAUAUCGCGCAAAAUGGGUGUCCAGCUGCUUCCCUACGCCACUUGGUUGGGCCGCCUACAAGUAUCCAGCGACACGUCAAAUGCGGCAGAUGAGAACACAAACCCUGCCUUGCGCCUCCUUGACUUCUAUCAAUCUGCGUUGGAAAAGCCUUUGUUAAGCGCAGAUGCUGAAGCAUUCGGAUUUCCAAGGUUGGCGACGGUAGAUGCAGUGCGAGUUGCACCUUCAUUGAGGGUAAUGGACCCAUUGGACAACGGUAGCGGAGGAACAUUGCGGGUAUUGGGUGAAGCGGAUAUUGAUGGCUGGCUAGCCUAUUGGAAAGCCGUAGGGUUUAUAUGA